AUGAAAACAUUGUUUGAGAGAAGAUUAAUACUACAUGUUGUGCAACCAUUACAUCUCACAUCAUGGCUACUUGUGUCAUUUAUUUUGAAACCUAUUGCCUCUUCAAAACCUGCCCGACUUCCAAUUUAUCAAAGGAAACCUUUUAUAGCUGCUUGGAAUGCCCCAACAGAUCAGUGUUCAACAAAGUAUAAUAUAAUACUGAAUUUAAAAAUGUUUCACGUCAUUGGCAGCCCAUUGGCCAAGGCAAGAGGGCAAAAUGUUACCAUAUUUUAUGUCAAUAGACUGGGAUAUUAUCCCUGGUAUACAUCACAAGGAGUUCCUAUUAAUGGGGGACUUCCCCAGAACAUUAGUUUACAAACCCAUCUGGAAAAAGCUGGCCAAGACAUCAAUUAUUAUAUUCCAGCUGAGGAUUUCAGUGGACUUGCUGUAAUAGACUGGGAAUACUGGAGGCCUCAGUGGGCACGGAACUGGAACACAAAAGAUGUGUAUAGACAGAAGUCAAGAAAGCUAAUCUCUGAAGUAAAAGCAAAUAUGUCGGCCAGUGAUAUUGAAAAUUUAGCCAAAAUCUCUUUUGAAGAAAGUGCAAAGGCUUUCAUGAAGGAAACCAUCCAGCUGGGACUUAGGAACCGCCCCAGGGGCCUUUGGGGUUACUAUUUAUAUCCUGAUUGUCACAAUUACAAUAUUUAUGACCAAAAUUACACUGGCUCAUGCCCAGAGGAUGAAGUUUUGAGGAACAACGAACUUUCCUGGCUUUGGAACAGUAGUGCGGCCUUAUAUCCUUCCAUUGGAGUCAAGAAAUCACUUGGGAACAGUGAAAACAUCUUGCGCUUCUCCCAAUUUAGGGUAAAUGAAUCAAUGAGGAUUUCUGCUAUGACAUCUCAUGAUUAUGCUUUGCCUGUAUUUGUCUAUACAAGGUUAGGAUACAGAGAGGAGCCAUUAUAUUUUCUUUCCAAGCAAGAUCUAAUCAGUACCAUAGGAGAAAGCGCUGCCUUGGGAGCCGCAGGCAUUGUUAUUUGGGGAGACAUGAAUUUAACUUCAUCUGAGGGCAACUGUACAAAGGUGAAACAGUUUGUUACGUCUGAUCUUGGGACCUACAUCGUUAAUGUGACCAAAGCAGCUGAAGUAUGCAGCAGACACCUCUGUAGGAAUAAUGGGAGAUGUGUAAGAAAAAUCUGGAAAGCAGCAGAUUACCUCCACCUGAACUCUGAAAGCUGCCAGAUUGAGGCCUCUGACGAUGGAGAAUUUGUUGUGAAAGGACAACCAUCUGAUUCAGACUUGGAAGUGAUGGCAGAGAAAUUUUCUUGUCACUGUUAUCAGGGAUAUAGGGGAAGUGAUUGCCGGGAAAUUAAGACAUCUGACAACCGCUCUGGGGCUUCUCUUUCCUCUGCAUCAAGAACAGUACAGUGUCUGCUAGUGUUAGUCAGUUAUCUGAACUUUCAGCACUAA
Trichosurus vulpecula (common brushtail) is the source of this 1446-nucleotide messenger RNA. RefSeq names its product hyaluronidase-4-like. Lineage: Eukaryota; Metazoa; Chordata; Mammalia; Diprotodontia; Phalangeridae. Gene Ontology annotation, biological process: hyaluronan catabolic process; carbohydrate metabolic process. The transcript is spliced from 3 exons. The coding region runs from base 1 to 1446 and encodes 481 amino acids. Gene Ontology annotation, molecular function: hyalurononglucosaminidase activity. The record is from RefSeq and is a predicted model, not a curated record.